AUGUCAGAAAAUAUUGAUGUAAUGACCAUGUCUGACUCCAACAAUUUCAUCUAUGCUGCUGUAUAUGCUGUGGUCCAAGUGCUCCAUGAAAUGAUUUUGCUUCACCCAUUCCUGUAUAAAAUCCAAUUUAGAGACACUGCUGGAGAGCACAUGUCCUUAGAUGAGAGAAGAAACUUUAUGGUGCAGCACAAUAUCCUGAAUGCUGUGAGUUUUCCAGGUGAGUUAACUCUCUUGGUUAAAGUGGGAGAAUUUGGCUCCAAUAGCCCAUAUGAUCACAGCUUGGUGAUCAACAAAGAGAUGAUAGAAUGGCCUAUUGGGUUUAAAGAGACCCCAAAGUCUGUUUGUAACCAGAGUUGCUGUUCAGGAUUCAGGAAAAUUACACAAGAAGGAAGGCCUAUCUGCUGCUUUUCUUGUGCUCUUUGCCCAGGGAGACACAUUUCCAAUCACACAGAUGCAGAGCAGUGUGUCCGGUGCCCAGACCCAGAGCAUUCAAACAGUGAGAGAAAUCGCUGCCUCUCCAAAGUUGUGACCUUCCUGGACUUUGAAGAUUCCUUGGGGAUGUCACUGGCCUGCAUGGCUCUGUGCUUCCAUGUGGUCAUGGCUGUGGUUUUGUGGGUCUUUGUGAAGCACCAAGACACCCCCAUAGUCAAGGCCAGUAACCAGGCUCUCAGCUACGUCCUGCUCAUCUCCCUCCUCCUGUGCUUCCUCUGCUCCUUGCUCUUCAUUGGCCAUCCCAACACAGCCACCUGCUUCCUCCGACAAAUCACAUUUGGAGCUGUGUUCACUGUGGCUGUUGCCCCUGUUUUGACCAAAACCCUUGUGCUUCUGGCAUUCAAGGCCAGGAAACCAGGAAGAACCACGAGGCGAUUGCUGGUAACAAGAGCUUCUAGCUAUGUCAUUCCCAUCUGCUCCCUGAUCCAAGUGAUUAUCUGUGGAAUCUGGCUGGGAACCUCUCCCCCUUUCCUUGUAAUAGACGCUUAUUCUGAGCCCAAGGACCUCAUGAUCGUGUGCAACAAGGGCUCGGUCACUGUCUUCUACUGUGUCCUGGGAUACAUGGACUCCUUAGCCCUGGGGACCUUCUCCUUGGCUUUCCUGGCCAAGAACCUGCCUGAUGCCUUCAAUGAAGCCGAGCUCCUGACCUUCAGCAUGCUGGUGUUCUGCAGUGUGUGGGUCACCUUGCUCCCCGUCUACCACAGCCCUGAGGGCAAGGUCAUGGUGGCCGUGGACAUCUUCUCCAUCUUGGCCUCCAGUGCUGGGCUACUAGGCUGUAUCUUUGCCCCAAAGUGCUACAUUAUUCUUAUAAGACCUGAGAAGAACUCUUUGAAAGGUCUGAGGAAUAAUCAUUGGCUCAUAGGCUUAUUAGAUGGAGAAGUCCCAGAAACUACCAUCUCCAACCUGGAGAACCAGAAAAGCGAGUAG
Physeter macrocephalus (sperm whale) is the source of this 1419-nucleotide messenger RNA. RefSeq names its product vomeronasal type-2 receptor 116-like. The record is from RefSeq and is a predicted model, not a curated record. Gene Ontology annotation, molecular function: G protein-coupled receptor activity. Gene Ontology annotation, biological process: G protein-coupled receptor signaling pathway. Gene Ontology annotation, cellular component: plasma membrane. Lineage: Eukaryota; Metazoa; Chordata; Mammalia; Artiodactyla; Physeteridae.